Messenger RNA from Trichogramma pretiosum, 5283 nucleotides. RefSeq lists its product as uncharacterized. Gene Ontology annotation, biological process: DNA integration. Bases 1 to 5283 code for a protein of 1760 amino acids. NCBI's taxonomy places the organism in Eukaryota, Metazoa, Arthropoda, Insecta, Hymenoptera, Trichogrammatidae. The record is from RefSeq and is a predicted model, not a curated record. The transcript has a single exon. Gene Ontology annotation, molecular function: nucleic acid binding.
AUGUCCAGCUUUAAGGAUCUUGUUGAAGAGCAACAAGAGGCCCUCGACUUAUUGUCCAGAGCGUUCAUCAAUCUUAAGAAGAAGGGUCCGGCUACGCUGGGUGCAAUCGAAGUCCGACGAAAGAAUUUAGCGACAAAGUGGAAUGACAUCGUCGAGAGGCAUAAUGAAAUAGUGGGUCUAGCUAGUGGAGCUGAUUUGAAGGAUCCGUAUUUCAAGGAAAACUUCUUCGAAAACGCCGAAGAGGUAUUUAUGGACGAAGAGGCGAAGUUUGUCGACGAGGAGUUGGCGAUAAAAAGAGCGGACAGGGAGACGACGUCGGGCCACGAGCAGAACGGGUCGGAGCGUUGUGCCGUGGGACCGACUCGCAAUCGCAAGCUACCAACGUUGCAGCUGCCGACUUUUUCCGGUAAAUAUGCGGAUUGGAAACCGUAUAAGGAUUUGUUUCAGGCAAUUAUGAACGAUGCCACCGAUAUAACCGACGUCGAGCGAUUUUAUUAUUUGAAGUCAAGCCUGACUGAAGAUGCCGCCAAAACUAUCAAGAAUCUGGCCGUUACAGAAGAAAAUUACAAACGAGCUUGGGAUCGCCUAGUGUCACAUUAUGACAACAAGAGAGCGCUCGUUCAUUCAGCAUUGAGCGAGCUAUUUACAAUAUCGCCAUUGAACAAGGAAUCCUCAAAGGCGCUGCGGGCGCUGCGAGACCGGACGAAUGAAGUCGUUGAGACUUUGGAAGCGCUCGGACGGCCGAUACGAUGUGAUGACGUAUUAGUUUUCAUGACGGUACAGCGACUCGACCCCAACACCAGCCGGGAUUGGCAGACUAGUCGAGCAAGUACUACCGAGCCGCCGAGCUAUGAAGAUUUGGAUAGCUUUCUCAAGACCCGAGUAGAAGCGUUGGAGUUCGUCGAGAUGCCAAAGGCUACGGCGGAUCAAGGAUUACCAGGAAAAAGUAGCGGAACUUCAGCCAACUCAAGAUCGGGCACAAAUCAGGCACGUGUAUCGGCGCAUACAGCCUCAUCGCAACCCUCAAGAACGGAUAACCAGUGCACGUAUUGCAAGCACGAGCACUACAUCGCAGCGUGCGACAGCUUUCGCGCGUUGGAGCUUGGACAGCGUAAGGCUUUCGUGCAGCGAAAUAAACUGUGCUUCAACUGUUUGGGUCAUCACCUCAUGCGUGACUGCCGCUCUAAUAAAAGCUGCAAAAGAUGCCAGGAACGUCAUCACUCAUUGCUGCAUAUGGGCAACUCUCAGGCGACGGCGGACGCGUCUGGACCGCUGGACGCAACUCAGGACAUAUCUGUCAAUGCGCAUAUCGCACGUCGUGGGCCUCGUCGCUCGAUGCUACUGGCCACGGCGCGAAUCAUCGUUUCGGCCUCUCAACGUACAAUGGAAGUACGUGCCCUCAUCGACCCGUGCUCUGAAGCAACAUUUAUUUCGGAGGCACUCGCGCAGCAACUGCGCAUAUCACGGCAAAAGGCACUGGUCCCGGUAACCGGAGUUGGCGGUGCGCGAUGUGCGACUGCCAAGUAUCAAGCAUUGAUUUCAAUUCGACCGCACUUCGAUAAUGGAAAGGAGUGGACGGUUCAAGCGUUGAUUUUAACGCAUUUAUCGGACUACGUCACACCACAAUACGAGCUUUUUCAUCAACUAGACUUUGCCGCUGGACUGAAACUCGCAGAUUACAACAUCAAAGCAGCGGACAAAGUAGAUGUCAUCAUCGGUGCUGAUCUGUUCCCUGCGCUGAUCAAAGGAGGACUCCGUAAAAGAGCAGAUUCGACUCUCAUCGCACAGGCGACGGAGCUGGGUUGGAUUUUAACCGGAGCUACCGACGCUCGACCUACUGCGGCGCAGAAGUCACCCACGAUCGCCAGUCACACGAUCGGAGUGGAUACGGAGCUGCACGAGCUCAUGGAAAGAUUUUGGCAGCAGGAGGAUGUUGCACCUGUAAGUACUGCUUUUACGAAAGAGGAACAAGAAUGUGAAGAGCAUUUCGUCGCGACACAUCGACGAGACGAGCAUGGUCGAUAUAUCGUUCGACUGCCGUUCAAGGGAGAUGCAGCCAAGCUCGGGGACUCGAGAUUGGUCGCGCAACGAACGCUGCAGCGAAUGGAGCGACGCUUUGCUCAGCAACCGCAAUUGGGUCAGAUGUACGAAGAUUUCAUGUCCGAAUAUACAUCGCUCAAUCAUAUGAGCGAACUGCGUGUAGCCAAUGAAGCAGCUUGUGAGCAAUUUUAUCUACCACAUCAUGGAGUUUUGAAGCAGAGCGGAGACAAGUCCAAACUGCGAGUCGUUUUCAAUGGGUCAGUCAAGGUGGAUAAUGGCGCGACUUUGAACGAUUGUCUGCACGUCGGACCUAAGUUGCAGACUGAGAUUUUCGACAUCAUGCUGCGUUGGCGUAAGCUCCGAUACGUCUUCUCGGCAGAUAUAGAGAAAAUGUACCGCCAAAUACUAGUCGAUGAGCGUGAUCGUCGAUUUCAACAAAUCUAUUGGAGGCAAGCGCCGACGGAGGAAAUGAAGACGUACCAACUUAAUACAAUUACCUACGGGCUUGCAAGCUCGCCAUAUCAGGCAAUCCGGGUCCUGCAGCAAUUGGCGAGUGACGAAUCGGCGAGAUACCCUGCGGCCUCAAGAGUUCUCAAAAAUAGUGCGUAUAUGGAUGAUAUACUUACAGGAGCCGACUCGCUGGAGGAUGCUCGCGAAUUGCAGCGCGAGCUUGCGGAUCUUCUUAUGGCGGGCGGAUUUCCCUUGAGCAAGUGGUGCGCCAACCACCCCAGCUUAUUGGAGUCAUUUCCUCCCGAGAAAUUAGCGGGCGCUCGAGAAUACAAUUGGAAUGCAGGUGAGGCGGUAAGCAUGCUGGGAAUAUCGUGGCAACCGCACGAGGAUUGUUUUCGUUUCACCAUUGCUGAUCCGCCAACGGAGAACAUAACGAAGAGAAAAGCGCUAUCAUUUAUUGGACAGCUGUACGACCCGCUCGGGUGGAUAUCGCCACUGACUAUCCAGUACAAGAUUUUUUUACAGCGCCUUUGGACUUUAGGUUUGUCCUGGGACGAUCCACUUCCGGCGCACUUGCAAGCAUUGUGGCAAUCACUUGUCAAGGACCUACAGAACCUCACUCAAGUCUGUAUACCUCGAUGGAUAGGACUAUCACCGACUCCAGGCACUGUCUUGGAACUUCACGGAUUCGCUGACGCGUCAGAACGGGCCUAUGGUGCUGUAAUUUAUGUACGAACAGCGAUCGACGACGUUAGUUCUCGCUGCACCAUCCUUACAUCGAAAACAAAAGUCGCACCUUUGAAACAAGUUUCGCUGCCACGACUGGAGCUCUGCGCGGCCCAUAUGCUCGUGCAACUGAUGAGGCGAGUCGUCGAUACGAUGUCGAUGGUCGACGUUCCGGUGCACUUGUGGUCUGAUUCGACCAUUGCACUGGCCUGGAUACGUGGACAUCCAACGCAGUGGAAGACAUACGUGGCCAAUCGAGUGUCGGACAUCCAGACGACGCUGCCUCAAGCCUCUUGGCACCACAUCGCGGGUACGCAGAACCCCGCUGAUAUCGCCUCGCGCGGAGCACCGGUGGAAGCUUUGUGUUCACCCUCACUUUGGAUGGACGGACCGGACAUAAUAACGAGCUCGGGCGACCCAUGGCCUCGAGACAUGAACGAAGAAUUGCCGAACACAGAGCUUGAAUGCAGACCGAUUGCGGUGCAUAUCGCCAGCCGCGGGCCGGAGGAGAGUGAAAUGCUGAAGAGAUACUCCAGUCUCAAUCGUCUGCUGCGCGUUACAGCGAGAUGUAUGGAAUUUGUGGCGCGCUUGCGAGAGAGAAGAAAAAGAAAAUCGCGAAGGCUCAGGUCAGGUGAGACGCUGGAGCUGACCCCAGCUCAGAUAGACAGCGCGCUCAAGCUCUGGACUCGGCAGGUGCAGGAACUUCAUUUUUCUAAGGAAAUCGAGUCGUUACGGAGGUCUGUGCCCUUGUCGAGAAAAAGUGCACUGUUACGGCUGCACCCGAUUCUCGAUGAAGAGGGCCUACUGCGGCUGGGAGGUCGACUGCAGAAUUCGUUGCUGCAUUAUGAUGAGAAGCAUCCGUACAUACUCCCCAGUACAUCGUUCCUUUCACUGUUGUUGGCUCGCGACGCGCACGACAGAACACUACAUGGAGGAACGCAGCUCACAUUGAGUUAUUUGCGACGUCGCUUCUGGAUUACUCAAGGUCGCGCGCUCGUUAAACGAGUAAUAGGUCGCUGUAUACGAUGUUGGCGAUAUAGAGCGACUCCAACGAGUCAGCUCAUGGGUGAUCUCCCUGCCCUCCGAGUGCAACAGAGCCGACCGUUUCUUCACACCGGAGUCGACUAUGCUGGCCCGAUUAACAUUAAGUGUUCCAGAGGUAGAGGAAAGGCUACUUUCAAGGGCUAUAUCGCCGUCUUUGUAUGUUUGGCUACGCGUGCAGUUCACCUGGAAGUGGCAUCUGGUUACUCGGCGCGUGAUUUUUUGAUGGUGUACCGGCGCUUCGUGGCUCGUCGAGGUAUUUGUGCCACUCUCUCAAGUGACUGCGGAACGAAUUUCAUUGGCGCCGACCGAGAGCUUCGUGAGUUAUUUGCCCAGGCACAGAAGCAGCCGAAAAAACUGGCACGCAUGCUGAGUAACGAGGGCACGGAGUGGCGUUUUAAUCCACCAGCAGCACCACACUUUGGAGGGAUCUGGGAGGCAGCGGUCAAAAGCACGAAAUUCCAUCUCAAGAGGAUAAUAGGCGAUACGCGUCUAACAUUUGAAGAAUUUUCCACUCUUCUUGCUCAAAUAGAGGCGUGUCUCAAUUCGCGGCCAUUGCAAGCGAUCAAUGACGAUCCAACGGAUCUCACGGCGCUGACACCCGCGCACUUUCUCAUUGGCACCGCAACAUGUACCAUACCUGAACCGUCGACGCUCGAUUUGUCCAUCUCCGGACUUUCUCGGCUACAGAUGCUGAAAAAUAUGUAUGAGCAUUUUUGGACGAGAUGGUCCUCGGAAUAUCUGCAGGCGCUACAACAUCGACCAAAGUGGCAGAAGAGCAACACCCAGAUUCGUGUCGGACAGUUAUGCGUGAUCCGAUCGGAACUGACGCCGCCGUGCAAAUGGGCCCUCGCACGCAUAACUCAAGUUCACCCUGGAAAGGAUGGCCUGGUACGAGUGGUAUCAGUGAAAACUGCCACGUCUGUAUUCAAAAGACCUGUCACCAAACUUAGCAUUCUACCACCAGCAGAAGAUGAUUCGCCUAAUAUCGGCGAAGGUGGGCGGAAUGUUCCGGAUUGUGAAUGA